AUGUGGAAUAUAACAAUACAAAAAAUUUUAUCAAAAUCUAUAGGCUAUUUUGGUGUAUUUAUCUUUUUUUCAUUUACUACUUAUGUUGUCUUUAUUUGUUAUUCAAUAAUUGCACCAGCAAUAUUUGAACAUAGACAAUAUGGAAAAUUUUUAUUUCAUUUUAUUUUUGGUAAUUGGCUUAUUAUUAAUAUUUAUUUUAAUUAUAUUAUGGCAUGGCUUACAUCACCUGUUCAACCUGUAUGUAAGAAAUGUUCAUGUAAUAAACCACCUCGAACUCAUCAUUGUAGUUGGUGUAAUUUGUGUGUAUUACGAUUUGAUCAUCAUUGUCCAUGGUUAAAUAAUUGUGUUGGCUUUUAUAAUCAUCGUUACUUUUUUCAAUUUUGUUGUUUUAUGGCAAUUGGAUGUUUAUAUGCUGGUUUUUUUUGCUAUCGUGAAUAUCAAAUCAGUCGAUUUGAUGAACAAAUAUUUCGGCAAAUUGAUUCAUUUUAUAUGCCUGGAGAUAUUUUUGAUACUAUGGGUGUAGAAGGUUUCAUAGCGAAUUAUAUAUUUAUUAUGGCAUUAGUAGCUGGUUUUCUUUUAAUUUGUAUUUGUUGUUUGCAUGGAGGUAUGAUUAGUCGAGAUGAAACAUCAGUCGAACAUUUAGUGGCUAAAUAUUCUAUUCAUCAAUAUUAUAAACAGAAUUCUAUUUUUCAUAAAAUAUUCAAUCCUAAAAUAAUCGAAAAUUGGAAACGAUUUUUAGGAGUUCAUAGUUUUAGUGAAUUUAUUCGACGAAUUCUUUUACCAAGUACACAUAAACCAAAAGGUAAUGGUAUAACGAUAGAUGAUUAUAAAGUCAGUACAAAUUUGAUCUUACAUCGAGAAGAUUGUGAUCGAAACGAACCACAUGUUUCAAAUACAUCGAAAAUUUCUUACGAUAUUUCCAAUAGUUGUUUGGUUAGAAUAUAUCGAUCUGUGCUGUUAUUAUGGUAUAAACAACGUAAAUCACGCUGCUCUACUCCGAUUUGUCAGUCACGAUUACUAUUGACACAACAAAGAAAUAUUUUACAAGAUUGUUAA
Messenger RNA from Rotaria sordida, 1056 nucleotides. Lineage: Eukaryota; Metazoa; Rotifera; Eurotatoria; Philodinida; Philodinidae. The record is from the annotation of a GenBank genome assembly.